Oncorhynchus kisutch (coho salmon) is the source of this 858-nucleotide messenger RNA. RefSeq names its product Reeler domain-containing protein. The transcript has 5 exons. Gene Ontology annotation, cellular component: membrane. The coding region runs from base 114 to 710 and encodes 198 amino acids. NCBI's taxonomy places the organism in Eukaryota, Metazoa, Chordata, Actinopteri, Salmoniformes, Salmonidae. The record is from RefSeq and is a predicted model, not a curated record.
AGCAGUAAUUUGCUUCAAAAGAGCAUCUCUUGAUUCAAGGCUCCCAUUUCACUCUUCCCCCACCUGCCCUCUGUACGUAGUGCUGCUGUGCUGGAUUACUUUGACUUGACCUGAUGGAGCUGUUGAUGUUUAGUCUGGUCCUUCUACAAGGGAUCUCUCCCUGCUUUAGCUUUCCCAACGGUGCACCCACCUCCGCCUGUGAUGACAUGGUUCCUCGUCACACUGGGGUGCAGCCACAGCCCACCCCAGCACCCUACACCAUCCUCACCAGCACCAAGACACUUCAGACUGGCCAGCCCAUUACAGUGACCAUAACUGGAACAAACUACAGAGGCGUGCUUCUGGAGGCCAGAUCGGCAGCCAGCACUAGCACUAAUGCUUUAGGAAGUUGGCAACUUCCUCCUCCAGAUACCAAAUUCCUGCAGUGCUCAGGAAAUAAAGAAGGUGCCAUCACCCAUGCCAAUACUAAUGUGAAAGACAACACUACUGUGUUUACCUGGUUACCACCCAACAACACCAACACUAUCUACUUCAUGGCCACUGUAGCCCAACAGCGCACUGUCUACUGGUUGAAUAUCAGGUCAGGAACUUUGAUCAAAGGAUCAGAGAGCAUUGGUCUGGCUACAGGUGGAAAUCCAGGGAUGGCCAGUAGAGGAUUUCUGCUGCUCCUUGCCCCAUGUCUGCUGGUGUCACAGAUGCUCCCAAGAUAGUUUCAUUCCAUUUUGAUUCUACCGAAGCAGCUUCCGUCAUCUGAUUUUAUUGGAAAAAAUAUUUUGAUUGCGUAAUAUAUAUCGUAUUAGAAAAAAGUACUUUCCAUACAAAAGUUUGACUGAUUAAAGGUAGUAUCAUGCAGCAGUU